AUGUCAAAUCGCCAACAGAUUGAUUCCGUCAUCGACGAUGACGACGAGUUCUGCCCCCUCUGCAUCGAAGAAUUCGAUCUAUCCGACAAGAACUUUAAGCCUUGCCCCUGUGGGUACCAGAUUUGUCAAUUCUGCUACAACAAUAUCAAAACCCAUAGUGAGGAAGGCCGGUGCCCCAACUGUAGACGGGUCUAUGAUGAGAGCACCAUCCAAUACAAGGUUCCUGAUGCCGACGAGUUCAAAGCGGACCUGGCAUUAAAACAUCGGAAGGCCGCCGCCGCCAAGAAGAAGGAGGCCGAAAGACGCGAAAUUGAGGCUUCUAGUCGGAAGAACCUCGCCGGUGUUAGGGUCGUACAGAAGAACCUUGUCUACGUGAUCGGCCUCAACCCCACAAUACGUGACGAGAACCAGCUCCUGAUGACUUUGCGCGGUCGAGACUACUUCGGUCAGUAUGGAGACAUUGAGAAGAUUGUCGUGAGCAAGGCCAAGCCUGGUGGCAACCCGAACCAGGGCAUCGGCGUCUACGUCACGUACGCCAGGAAGGCCGACGCAGCAACGUGCAUAACCGCGGUUGAUGGGUCGGCCAACGGGGACCGAGUGCUACGUGCACAAUACGGUACGACGAAAUACUGUUCUUCCUUCCUCCGCAACGAACAAUGUCAUAAUCGGAAUUGUACCUUCCUGCACGAAACGGGCGAGGAUAGCGACAGCUACAGCCGACAGGAUCUUUCGUCAAUGAACACCUUGUCGAGUCAACGCAUCAACGGUCCUCCCAGCGGUCCUACCCACUCGGUUCCCCCGCACGUCGCUCGGUCAUCUGCUCAACCGCUCUCGUCACCGAUGCGCCGUCAACCUAGUAGGGAUGAUGCUGCUGGCAGCCGACCACCUGACGGAUCCGCCCUUCCAUCGUCGGCAAGCUGGGCGAAUAAGGACGCUGUGCUCAGCCGGACAAGACGCGCAAGCUUGACUGGCAGCCAAGCAUCGCAAAGCCCCCGGCCUGCCAUGGCGACGGUUGCGCCAACUAUAGACGAAGCGAAGCGCGCAGAAAAACAGGAACGCGCCCAGGCUCAGGCUCAGGCACAACUUCAAGCCCAGCUUCAGGCCCAGGCCCAGGCUCAAGCUCAAGCUCAAGCCCAAGCUCAAGCCCAAGCACAGGCACAAGCCCAAGCACAGGCACAAGCACAAGCACAGGCACAAGCUGAAGCUGAGGCUCAGGCUUCCCCUGAGGCACGCUCUUCACCGCCUCGUUCCCCUCCUAGCCCACCUGCUCCUGUUGUUCAGACGCCGCCCAAGCCGGAGACACCUUUAUUGGAUAACCUGGUCAAGGCUGUCAACUCCCCGGACUUCAAGUUCGUCUUCUCGGCGGCUGGUCUGCCCGCGGAAGAAGUUGCUCUUAUCGAGAACCACCCCUCGUUUAUCGAUCCCUACGGUGGUGUGAAGCGCCGGGCUAUGCGUGAGAAGGCGGAGCAGGAACGUGUGAGACGCGAACAGGAGUUGUUGCAGUCCGCUGCAGCGGAAGAGGAGAGCCGUGAGAGUGGAAGCUUGCAGUUGGGCGGUGAGCCGGAUGACGCGAUGCCACCCAGAGGCCGCAGCGGCCGUGAAUCUCAUGGUGCCAUUCAGCCUCCCUCCCAGCAAGGUACGACGACAAACUCGGUUGUUGGGUCUCCUGUUUCCGCCACAAGCCACCAGUUCCAGCAACUUAAUCUGGCCGGUCGCAGCUUAACCCCCUUGCAGCAGCAGCAGUUGCUUCUCUUGAAGUCUGCCAACAACCAACAGGCAGGCCUAGUUGAUCAGUUGCAGGGUGGGCUCAACAACGCUGCCCUCGACCAGGCGGCGCAGGUCCGUCAAGGUCUACUACAGACUCAGAUGGCUCAGUUGAACGCUCUCCAGGCGCAAAAUCGGCAGAACUCCAGGUUUUCUUUUGCCAAUGAGGCCAACACCAAGAACCUCCCUAAUGUCAGGAUGUUGAGCCAACAGGCCUCCCUGAUGCAAUCUGGUACUCCCAAUCCGCUCGCAGCGCCUAGUCCUCAGCAUGCGCUGGCCGGCAACUACUUCACCAGUGGCGUGCAGGGUCCACCCCCCGGGUUGAAGACGGCCGGCACUCCGCCUAUCAGCGGAGGCGGUAUGUUCGCACAGGGUCACGGUUUUACUACGAACGCCAAUCUCGGGUUGGGUGCCAACCUCGGAAAGCAAGAAGCCAAUCCAGAGUUGAUGCGUGAGCUGCUGAGAGGUCGCAGUGGCGCAAAUGCCGGUGGUUUGCAGGGUCAAGAGGCCGCUAAGCGUGAGUUCAUGUUUCCUUUCCUCCAGCAACACCAAACCCCCCCUCCCCUGACUCCUGCGAAUGGCCUUCUCAGCUCUUUCUAUGGCACUCAAGCGGGGAAUUUCUCCGAUUCUGGGCCACAGAAGCAGAAGAAGAAGGGGAAGAAGCACAGACACGCUAACACUUCCUCCGGUGGAGGCGGUGUAGUAGAUCUUGCGGACCCGAGCAUCCUGCAGGCGAGGAUGCACCAGGUCGGUGCGAAUGCUGCUGCUGCUGGGCAAGCGCUGUACGGGAGUCAGGGUCAAGGUGGGUACAAUCAGGCCAUGAUGUAUGGCAGCGGCUUCAACCGCUGGUGA
Aspergillus ibericus CBS 121593 is the source of this 2616-nucleotide messenger RNA. Its product is annotated as CCR4-NOT core ubiquitin-protein ligase subunit MOT2. The record is from RefSeq and is a predicted model, not a curated record. Gene Ontology annotation, molecular function: ubiquitin-protein transferase activity; nucleic acid binding. NCBI's taxonomy places the organism in Eukaryota, Fungi, Ascomycota, Eurotiomycetes, Eurotiales, Aspergillaceae. Gene Ontology annotation, cellular component: CCR4-NOT complex. Gene Ontology annotation, biological process: protein ubiquitination. The coding region runs from base 1 to 2616 and encodes 871 amino acids. The transcript has 5 exons.